AUGGAGGCCCACUACGGCAAGAAGGAAGAGGAGAAGGCGGCGGCGAAGGCGGCGAAGAAGGCGGACCGCGAGGAGCGGAGGGUGAAGUCGGCGGCGAGGAAGAAGGAGAGGGAGGAGAAGGCCGCUGAAAGAGCAAGAUCUAUAUCUCGGGAUCAAGACCUUAUGGUGGAAAAGGAGAGGCUUGAGAAGGAGGCGAAACUAGAGCUUAUCUCUCUCACUCAAGCUCAUGAGGAAGAGGACCGAGAUUAUGCUCUUGGUUGGGUGGAUGAGAUCAAGACGAAGAAGCGUUAUCUUGAAGAAAGCCAUGGAUGGUUGCUUGAGGAUGUUGCAACCCUUACCAAGAACUUCAAAUCCUUGGAAAGGAAGUUUGAGCUCCUAUCCGAGAUGAGGAGGCAUCCUCAAGAAGAAGUGUACAAGAAGAAAGAAGAUGAAGGUCCCAAUUCAUGUUGUGAUAAGCUCCUUGACGAAGUUUGCUUUUUGAGAAGACACAAUGCAAGAUUCUUGGAAGUCAUUUCUACCCAAGAGGAAGCCUUGGAUGAGUACUAUCGCUUGAGUAAAGAGAAGGUGCCAUGUUGUGACCAUGAAGAGGAGAUUGCCACUCUAAAGAGACACAAGGCCAAGCUCAAGGAAGUGAAUGAUAUGCAAAAUGAGUUCUUGAUGGAGUGGGUUCGCUUGAGAAAGGAAAAUGUUACUUGUUGUAACCAUGAGGAUGAAUAUGCCUCUCUAAAGAGGAGCAAGGCCAACCUUAUGGUGAUCAAGUCCAUGCAAGAUGAAUCGUUGAAAGAGUACCAUCUCUCAAGCAAGGACCACAUUAGUUUCAACCAUGAGGACGACAUUGCAACCUUAGAAGGACACAAGCGUUUGCUCUUGAAAAGGAAUUCUCUUCUAGAAGAGGCUUUAUCGGAACAAUUCCGGGUGAAUAAGGAGAAAGAGGUUCAAGUAUUUGACAUCACUCACCCUCACCCGGAUCAUGAAGAUGAAGUCAACCGUUUGAAAUCCAAAAUUGAAAGUCUUCAAAUCCAAGCCCAAUUCUUGGAAGGAGUCAUUGAAGCUAGAGUCGAUGCCAAUGAGGAAUCUUGCAAUGAAGGAGAAGUGGCUAUGAAGCCAAAGAAGAAGAGAGGAAGAAGGAUCAAGAUAAAGAGGAACAUCAUUAUAGGACCCAUUGAAAAAUGGGUUCCUAUCUCCAAGUCUUGA
Lolium perenne is the source of this 1194-nucleotide messenger RNA. NCBI's taxonomy places the organism in Eukaryota, Viridiplantae, Streptophyta, Magnoliopsida, Poales, Poaceae. The record is from RefSeq and is a predicted model, not a curated record.